AUGAACUACAAACACUUACAAAUUCUAUUACGCCAAUGUAAUACUCUUGAAUUCCUGAAACAAAUCCACGCUCAAGCAGUAACACUUGGAAUUCUCCACCAUCACCAACCUUUUGCGUGCAAAUUACUUAACUCUUACGCCAAAUUGGGAACCUCACAGGAACCCAACACACUCUUUAGUCAAAUUCAAAACCCAGAUAUAGUUUCAUGGACAUGUCUCAUUAAUCUUCACGUGCAAGUUCGAGAACCCAGAAAAGCUUUGUGGGUAUUUUCUCGUUUAAUUUGUAGAAAUAUAGAACCUGAUAGCUACUCUGUUGUUGCUGCUUUAUCAGCUUGUAAAUGUAUAAAAGAUUUGGCUUGUGGUAGGAUAGUUCAUGGGAUAAUUGUCAGGUUUUCAUUAGGGUUUGACCCAAUUGUGGGUAAUGCGUUGAUUGAUAUGUAUAGCAAGAAUAAAGAUAUUGAAUCGACUGAGAAAGUUUUUAAAUGUAUGGAAUGUAAAGAUAUUGCUUCAUGGAAUAGUUUGCUUAAUGGGUUUGCAAUGGUCAAUGAUUUGGAGUCUUCUCGCCUGGUGUUUGAUGAAAUGCCUCAGAGAAAUUCGGUUUCUUGGAAUGCAAUGAUAACGGUUUAUUUUCGAGGGAUGGAAAUAGUUGAGGCAUUGGAACUUUUUAGGGAAAUGAAAGCUGGAGGAGAGUUUUGUACGGUGAUUACUAUUGUGGCUGUAUUGUCGGGUUGUGCUGACAUUGGAGCUCUUGAUCUUGGUAAAUGCAUUCAUGGUUAUGUUAGUAAAAGUAAUCUUGGUUUUGGUGUUACUGUGAAUAACGCUUUGAUGGGUAUGUAUGCAAAGAGUGGAUGUCUUGAUUUGGCAUUGAAGGUAUUUAGUGAGAUACGGGAGAAGGAUAUCUUUUCAUGGACUACUUUGAUAUCAGGAUAUGCAUUUCAUGGUAAAGGAAAGAAUGCUCUAGAGGUUUUUGCUGACAUGAUAGAAUUGAAGAUCAAACCGAAUGAGGUUACAUUUUUGUCAGUUCUAGUAGCUUGCAGUCAUGCAGGGUUACUUGUUGAGGGUCAGAGAUUGUUCAAUAGGAUGAACAAAUUCUGUGGUUUGCAACCCAAGAUUGAGCAUUAUGGUUGCAUGGUGGAUCUUCUUGGCCGAGCUGGGCUUUUAGAAGAAGCUAAAGAUUUUAUUGAACUGAUGCCAAUUAACCCAGAUGCUGUUAUUUGGAGAUCAUUACUUAGGGCUUGUUUGGUCCAUGGGAACUUGAAUUUAGCUGAAAUGGCUGCAAAAAUGUUAAUUGAAUUAGAACCAGAUGAUGAUGGGGUUUAUAUACUAUUAUGGAAUAUUUAUAUUGCUGCAAAUAGGCAGGAAGAUGCAUUAAAGAUGAGGACGUUUAUGCGAAAUCAUAAAGUAACGAAAAAAUCUGGGUGUAGUUGGGUUGAGGUGAAUGGUGUUACUCACGAAUUCAAGGCUGACUAUGUGAUGCACCACGCUGGAACAGAAAUUUUCUUGGUUCUAGAAGGGAUCAAUGAGCAAACAAAGUUGGAUGGCCAAUUUUUCGUUUUGGAAUGCAACUUGUUCUCUGAAAUUGGACUGCAUUUGACUGAAGUUCCUGUCAUCUGGUGUGAUAACCAGAGUGCUGGUUCCCUGGCUUCCAAUCCUGUCUUUCAUAGGAGGACUAAACACAUUGAGUUAGAUACUCACUAUAUAAGAGAGCAAGUCACAUCCAACAAGCUUAAGGUACAGCAUGUUCCUACUGAAUACCAAAAGGCUGAUAUUUUCACUAAAGCUCUUCCAUUUUCCAGGUUUGAAAUUCUUAGAGAAAAAUUGACCAUCAAAGCUCCUGCUGCUGCUGCUAAAAUCUGUGAUUCUGUUGCUUCUACUUCUGCUAAAUAA
This is a messenger RNA of Pistacia vera, 1887 nucleotides long. RefSeq names its product pentatricopeptide repeat-containing protein At2g20540-like. The coding region runs from base 1 to 1887 and encodes 628 amino acids. Lineage: Eukaryota; Viridiplantae; Streptophyta; Magnoliopsida; Sapindales; Anacardiaceae. The record is from RefSeq and is a predicted model, not a curated record. Gene Ontology annotation, biological process: RNA modification. The transcript has 2 exons. Gene Ontology annotation, molecular function: protein binding; RNA binding.